AGUGGCCACCGUUGUCUGAGGCGGGUUCGGAGCAGGGCUGGGGUUGCCCUGACAUUUCUGGGACCACCGCCAGCCAAGAAGAAAAAAAGACGAGUGUUUUACAAUUUGCUUUUGUCAAAGUGUGGAGAAAGGGGAAAGAGAAGCGUCCUUUCUUUUUUUUCAGCAUCACAUUCCUGUGUUUUUCUUCAGCCUGGAAAAUAUAUUAGUGCUGGUGCUUUCCUCUCUGGAAACAAAGGAGCUAAACGGGACUGAGGAAGCAAGGAGUGGGAAGGGAAGUAUAAAACAGAGAGACUUGGAGCAGCCAGGAGUUCCCUUUCCUUAAAUGAAAUCCCUGCCUGUGUGGAUAACCGGCACAGCAAAAAUCCAGACCUGCAGGUAAAUGGAGAAGCAGAGAUCACAAAGGAAAUUUCCACUAACCUCAUCCUGCUUGUCAAGAAGGUGAAGAAGAGAGUUAAAAGAUACACAAGGCAGGCUCUGGAACCUAUUGGGCUGCAAAGAUAAAUCACUAAGCAGCAGCAAAGCUGUAUGGUCUCCUUUUAAAGGAAAAAGACGUGAAACCUCAUCUCUGGAAGUGUAAGUUUCAAGUCAACUUCUUGGCUUUCUGCUCUAGAUUGCACAAUGAACUGGAGGCCAGCUCUCAGCUUAGCCCUGCUGUGGGCAGCAUGGCUAGUGUGUGGCUCUGAGAAGACAGAGAGGCUGGCAGAGAGAGGGAGCCAUGGAGUAAGGAAAGUGCCUCUGGCUUACAGGGCUUCAAGCAGUGUCCUAAGAAGGUCUGGAGCAUCCCUGAGGAAUUCAAGUCCAAAUCCUCAACACCCUGUCUCCAAAAGGGAUUCUUCCACACCUCCAAAACCACCUGCCAAUCUCCUCCAAGGGGAAGCACGUUCCCAGGCCAGGGGCAUGGGGACCAGAAUGAGAUGGGUACAGAGACUCACAGCUGCAGCCAAAUACUCCAAGUCUGAGAUGAUUAAGGACGAAGGGAUAUCCUCUGCCUCACAGUCACGAGUGGUACGUUUCCCUUCAGGGUCAAGUUCUCCCAAUGUCCUGGCCAGCUUUGCAGGGAAAAAUCGGGUGUGGGUAAUUUCUGCCCCCCAUGCCUCUGAGGGCUACUACCGGCUCAUGAUGAGCCUGCUGAAAAAUGAUGUUUACUGUGAACUGGCCGAGAGGCACAUCCAGCAGAUUGUGUUGUUCCAUGAAGAAGGGGAAGAAGGGGGAAAAGUCAGAAGGAUAACCAACGAAGGAAAAAUCCUGGAACAGCCACUAGAUCCUGCCCUCAUCCCUAAGCUCAUGAGCUUUCUGAAACUGGAGAAAGGGAAAUUUGGCAUGGUACUGUUGAAGAAAACUCUGCAGGUAGAGGAAAGGUAUCCUUAUCCAGUCAGGCUAGAGGCCAUGUACGAAGUCAUUGAUCAGAACCCCAUAAGAAAAAUUGAGAAGAUGAGGCAGAAGGGCUUCAUCCAGACUUGCAAAGCAGCUGGGGUAGAGGGGCAAGUGGUUGAGGAAGGCAACAAUGGGGGCAGCACCCAGCCUACCCCUGGUGGUGAACAUGCCCAGGUGUCAGCAAGGAAGGAGGAGCCAAGGAAGAACAAUAAUCAGCCAGUAAGGACCAAAACAGUGAGGAAACCAAUGACAACCACAGUGGCCACUCCUCUACCUACAGUAAGGACCACUACUCUCCCUCCCACCACCACAACUACUCGUGCCACCACCCGUGCAGUGACAACAGCAAGCCGGUCUACUACAACUACAUCCCUCCCCACCACACAGAGGACCUGGACCACAAAGUCACAUGCCACCACAGAGUACCACAGGCUGCCAGUAGCCCCUGAUGCCACCACUCCACGAGUCACAGCCUCUGAGGACUUCUACUCUCCUGUGUGGAAAGCAAACCGCAGGGACCGUCAGCGCGGACAGUCGGAGAAACAACAGGCAGCCACACGGAAACCAAACAAAGCUGCCCGCUAUGACAGUUUCACAGGAGUCCCAACGGCUCCCUCAGUGCACUAUACAAAGGCAAAUGUGGGUAGAUUUAAAGAUAACCGAACAGAUAGAAAGGACUAUAACCAUAGGGACCUGAAUGUCACACCAGGGCAACACAAACCAAUUAAGACUAAACCACCAAAAAAGAAGGCCCAAGAAAAGAUACUGAGUAAUGAAUAUGAGGAUAAAUAUGACCCGAGCAAGCCUGCUAGUUCCCAUUUAGAGGAACAGUUUGCAGUGGGAAAUAUUCCCCCAAAGAAAGGAAAAGAAUCAAAGAAGCAUGAGCGAAUGGAUAAACCUGAGAAGAAGAAGAAGAAGGACAGACCUGACAAGCAGCAGAAGAGUGAAAAGCAGUCCAAGAAGGACAAAGCUGAGAAAAAGAGCAAGCAGGACAAAGACCGCAGCAAGAAGAAUAAGAAGGGGAGCAGGACUGAAAAUGAGGAUUUUCCCAAGCCCAAUAAGAAGCCUUUCCUACAGCCUCCCAGAAAAUCAGCAACCAACCUCCUGGAAUAUUUUGAAGGCAAAAGGCGGCUCAUUCUGAUCACAACCCCCAAGGCGGACAACACCAUGUACGUACAGCAGCGAGACGAGUAUCUGGAGAGCUUCUGCAAGAUGGCAACGAGGAAGAUCUCAGUCAUUACAAUUUUUGGCACCAUGAACAACAGCAGCAUGAAAAUUGACCACUUCCAGCUAGAUAAUGAAAAGCCCAUGAAAGUGAUAGAGGAUGAAGACCUUGUGGACCAGCAGCUCAUCAGCGAGUUGAGGAAAGAAUAUGGGAUGACCUACAAUGACUUUUUCAUGGUGCUUACAGACACUGACAUGAAGGUCAAGCAAUACUAUGAAGUACCCAUAGCAAUGAAGUCUGUGUUUGAUUUGAUUGACACCUUCCAGUCACGAAUUAAAGACAUGGAAAGACAGAAAAAAGAGGGCAUUGUCUGCAAAGAAGAUAAGAAACAAUCCCUUGAGAGCUUCUUAUCCAGGUUCCGAUGGAGGAGGAGGCUGGUAGUGAUCUCUGCUCCCAGUGAUGAAGACUGGGCUUAUUCCCAGCAGCUUGCUGCUCUCAGUGGACAAGCCUGCAAUUUUGGUCUGCGCCACAUAACUAUUCUCAAACUGCUAGGACUUGGAGAAGAUAUUGGAGGCGUCUUAGAGUUGUAUCCAAUUAAUGGAAGCUCAACUGUAGACCGAGAAGACAUCCCAGCUAACUUGGUGAAAGACAUCCGAAAUUAUUUUCAAAUUAGCCCAGAAUACUUCUCCAUGCUUCUAGUGGGGAAAGAUGGAAACGUGAAGUCCUGGUAUCCUUCUCCAAUGUGGUCUAUGGCGAUUGUGUAUGACCUGAUUGAUUCCAUGCAGCUUCGGCGACAGGAGAUGACAAUUCAGCAGUCGCUCGGCAUGCAGUGCCCAGAUGAUGAGUACGGUGGGUAUGGCUACCAUAGCUACCACCAGGGAUACCAGGAAGGUUACCAAGAUGACUACCGUCACCACGGGAGUUACCACCAUGGAUAUCCAUAUUGAAAAGGGCAACUUAGCCUCUGACUGCCCCCUGUCUGCCUUCUAAUAGCUAUCCAAGCAAUACACGGCCAGUUGCAGAAAGUCUUCCCAGGCCAACUAGAUAUCCACGCCUCGUUCUUCUACUGUUCAAUCAAGGGACUUUGGUCAUUUGCCUUCUCAAAAAAACGCAGAAGCCUUUACAGUGAAGCAAUUCAAACCAGUAGUAUUGAAGCUUUAAACAAUAAAGACUCCUUUAUAUUUUUAAACCUUUAUAAACAAAGGCCAUCAGCAGGUGCUGUUUGUAUUAAAACCAAACAAAAAAACCCCCACAGCCCCAGUGUAUGGGCACUGCGGUAGGGCAGGACACAAACUGUCCAACAAAUGUUGCAAUGUGCUUUUUAGUAUUUUUUCUAAGGAGAAAAAAAAUAAGUAUAUUUAUUGGAAAGUGAGAUUUCAUUAUGCUUAUGGAGAAACAAAAGAUCACACUUCAGGUCUCCCCCCGAAAAGGAAAAUUCAAGAAAGAAGUAUGAGGUAUGCUCUUUAAAAAUAACAACAACAAUAAUAAAAUCUUUUUGAAACACUUUGUUUAAAAAGACAGCACCCCUUCUACAGUGUAUUAAUAUUGUAAUUAGCUGACUUUAUCAACGAAAAUAAGAUUUAUGGCUAUGGCAGAAUUUGCUCCAAUACAAUAUAAAGUUCUUAACUACAAAGCUUA
Molecule: messenger RNA, 4177 nt
Organism: Pipra filicauda (Wire-tailed manakin)
Lineage: Eukaryota; Metazoa; Chordata; Aves; Passeriformes; Pipridae
Gene: CCDC80
Product: coiled-coil domain containing 80
Exons: 8
Coding region: 619-3486 (955 amino acids)
Source: RefSeq, a predicted model, not a curated record